Molecule: messenger RNA, 2037 nt
Organism: Nicotiana tabacum (common tobacco)
Lineage: Eukaryota; Viridiplantae; Streptophyta; Magnoliopsida; Solanales; Solanaceae
Source: RefSeq, a predicted model, not a curated record
UUCCCUCUUUACUUCUCUUCUUGUUUCAGUUUCAACUUUCUUCAGCAAAAUGGCGAUGAAGAAAUAUCUAAUUCUCUCGAUUCUUCUACUCAGUCUCAUUUGCUUCAACACGGCGUCGUCUUUACACAGCAAAAAUAUUGAAGAAGAAGAAGAAGAUCUCAGUUUCCUCGAAGAAGAGGAUUCUGCUGCUGAUGCUCAUUCAGAUUCCAAUCCGUACGGAGACCACCACGAUUACGAGAACUACGAUGAUCUUGAGGAGGAUUCCGAUGCUUCGGAUCAAGGAUACGACUCGUACGAGCCGCCGGCAGUGGAUGAGAAGGAUGUUGCGGUACUGAAGGAAGGGAAUUUCAGUGAGUUUAUUGCGAAGAAUAAACAUGUUAUGGUUGAGUUCUACGCGCCUUGGUGCGGUCACUGCCAGGCACUCGCGCCGGAGUAUGCUGCGGCCGCGACGGAGCUGAAAGGAGAGAAUGUUCUGCUUGCUAAAGUGGAUGCUACUGAGGAAGCUGAGCUGGCUCAGAAGUAUGAUGUUCAAGGCUAUCCCGCUGUUUUCUUCUUCAUUGAUGGCCUUCACAAGCCUUACAAUGGUGAAAGAAACAAGGAUGCUAUUGUUUCAUGGAUAAAAAAGAAGACUGGACCUGCUCUAUCAAAUAUAACGACGGCAGAGGAGGCAGAACGUGUCUUGAAAGAUGAGAAAAAAGUAGUGUUGGCUUAUUUGAAUGAUUUAGUGGGUGAUAAAAGUGAAGAGCUUGCUGCAGCUGCUGCACUAGAAGAUGAUGUCAACUUCUAUCAGACUGCCAGUCCAGAUGUGGCAAAGCUCUUCCACAUUGAUUCUCAAGCCAAACGUCCAGCUCUUGUCAUAAUUAAGAAGGAAGCCGAAAAUAUCAACCACUUCGGCGGUGAGUUUACCAAGUCAGCAAUAGCUGAGUUUGUUUUUCAGAAUAAACUUCCUCUUGUCACCUAUUUUACUCGGGAAAGUGCCUCAGAGAUAUUUGAAAAUGCCAUUAAGAAGCAGGUGAUCAUUAAGCUAACAAUAGCAGAAAGUCUUUCGUGUUUUUUUUUUUCAAAAACCUUGCAGCUUAUCUCUGUGUAUGUUGAAAUCGACAAUGAAGAUGUUGGAAAACCAGUUUCAGAGUACUUUGGCGUUAGCGGUGAUGCCCCAAGAGUUCUCGCAUAUACAGGAAAUGAAGAUGGGAGGAAGUUUGUACUGGAAGGUGAAAUAACCUUGGACAGUGUCAAGUCAUUCGGGGAGAAGUUUUUGGAAGACAAUCUAAAACCCUUUUAUAAAUCUGACCCAAUCCCUGAGACUAAUGACGGGGAUGUUAAAGUUGUAGUUGGCAAUAACUUUGACGAAAUUGUUCUAGAUGAAUCAAAAGAUGUUCUUCUUGAGAUAUAUGCUCCUUGGUGUGGACAUUGUCAAUCACUAGAACCCAUAUACAACAAGCUUGGCAAGCAUUUAAGAGGCAUCGACUCCCUUGUUGUUGCCAAGAUGGAUGGUACAACAAAUGAGCAUCCCCGGGCCAAGUCUGAUGGAUUCCCAACACUUCUGUUCUUCCCAGCUGGCAACAAGAGCUUUGAUCCAAUUACUGUUGACACAGACCGUACAGUGGUGGCCUUCUACAAAUUCCUGAAAAAGCACGCAUCUAUCCCCUUCAAGAUUCAAAAGCCGGCCUCAACACAGAAACCUACAGAGUCUGAUGCCAGUUCAAGCCCCGAGAGUACCACUAAUGAUGUUAAGGAUGAACUGUGAGAUUUUGUAGGUUCUAGCAUAUUAGUCAAAGUUUGGCUUUAGAAAAACUCCAAACAUGCCUUAGCGCGGUUUAAAGGGUGGAAGUGGAACAUGAGAAAGUGAUAGCAAUGUUUGCAUUGAAAGAUGUAGGUAGGAAUACAAAGUAGAAAGAGACACCCGGGCAUUUGUUUUUUAAUGGUUUGAUAUUCUUGUUUCUUUUUUGAUUGACUGAAAAUAAGUUAUGGUGUAUCGGAACUCAGACAAGAGAUGUUUCUUCUAAUGAGGUUCUUCUUGCAAAUUGACCUGCCUUU